This is a messenger RNA of Daphnia pulex (common water flea), 3119 nucleotides long. RefSeq names its product unconventional myosin-XVIIIa-like. Gene Ontology annotation, biological process: centriole replication. The transcript has 8 exons. The record is from RefSeq and is a predicted model, not a curated record. NCBI's taxonomy places the organism in Eukaryota, Metazoa, Arthropoda, Branchiopoda, Diplostraca, Daphniidae. Gene Ontology annotation, cellular component: centrosome. The coding region runs from base 205 to 2946 and encodes 913 amino acids.
AACACAGCCAUGAACUGACCAGGUAUCUAUAGCUCUGGCGCCAUUUAAAAAUUUUAGUUUGUUUCCAUUAUCCACUCGGCAACGUUGUGAUUCUGUGUGUUCAAUUACAAUUUAACCGAUUCUGUCAAAUUUAACAUUCUUAUAUUUCAUUCGAGAUUGAUCACUUGUCUUUAAUAAACACUAUAGCCAAGCCCUACUGCACCUAUGGAAACUAACGGACUAAGUGUGUAUAACGUGGGAGCAAGUUUAGACUUGGAUGCGUUAACUCAAGGUGGAACACAAAGUAGUAAUCACGGCGAGGAUGACAGUGACGACGAUGGAGACGAAGAAGAAAUUCAGCAACGAAAUGCAGAGUUACGAGAUCUCCUUACAAACGCUUUUGAUGACUUGAUUGAAGAGGAUGAAAGUGAUUUAGAGACAACAAAUCAACAUUUUCCAAAGCAUCAGUCAGACAAAAGUCAAGAGUUUCCUUCAGAUAAUUCAAAACACAAUUUCUCCAAAGACCAAGAAUAUGCAGGAAACUCUUUGUACAGCCCAUUACACCAUGAAGGGAAUGGGGACCUAUCUGAAACACAGUAUCAUGGUGUUGAUAAUCCCAGCAAUACUUCUUCUUUCAAUGCCUGGUCACAGAAUAGCCAUAAAAAGAAUUAUGUGAGAUUCAGUCCCUUGGAGGAAAACAAAACCAACACUUACAACAGACCUCGGUGGAGUCAUGAGGAAGACGUGGAAAAACACUACCUCUCAUCUGGUCUCAACUCGCAAGCAGAACUGGAGAUAUUGUACGCUGCCAGAGGAACUGAAAUCAGCCAACUCACUGCCGAACUCCAUCAGCUGCAUCAUCAAGUUGCUCUUUUGGAAGGAGAAAAAACUGGAAUGAAAAUCACGUUAGAGACGAGUGAUAGCAUCCUUAAGAAAACUAACGAAGAAAAUGUGCGUCUCAAGGAGAAGGUCGAAGUUUUGAACCAACGAAUCCACGAAGUGACAGAAACAAACAAUAGUCUUGUGUCUAAGCUUCAGGCAGCUGAAAAUAAUACGAUAAGUUUAGAGCGUCAGCUUCUUGAUCUCAACCUACUUCAGGCCAACCAUCGUGAUGCUAAUAGACAAGACAUUUUGCUAAGCGGAGUCAAGGCAAGAUACGAAAACGAUUUGCGAACUCUGAGAGACGAACUGAACCGUCUCCGGUCGGAGCUUGAUUGCAAGAAUGAAAAUGUUUCAACUCUUGAGCGAAAGCUUCGCGACGUUACAGAGAUGCACGAACGUACUCUGACUGAAAGAGCGGCCAACCUGCAGGAGUUCAAUCGUGCUCUUGAUCAACAACGAAUGCUGCGUGAGCAGCGCGACACACUCACCAGUGCUACUUUGUUGGAUCAGUUGUCGAAAGCCCAGGAGGAGAUUGAGCGUCUGAAAAAGGAGCGCAUUUCUCAAACCCUAUCCGAUUCCAUGACCCAAUUGCGAUUAGGAUCUGCCAGAGACCAUCGGGAUGUCAAGCAAUCGGAGCGAAUCAUCAGUAGCCUUGAACAGCGCUUGCAGACUUCGGAGAAAACUAUAACGCAGUUGGAAGAAAAAAUCUACCAAUUGCAGAAAGAUAAGGAGAUUCUCAGCAAAGAUCUCAGCGCAAUGCACAAAGCACCACCAAUCCCAUCUAAUGACCAAGACAGCAAGCUUAGAACCGAGCUUGACAACGUGAAAGAGCUUUACCUGGCGGUUUGUCGCGAGAAAGAUUCCUUAGAGGAUCACAUGCAACAGCUGAUUUCUGGCCGUAGAGAAUUGGAAGAAGAAAAGAACCAGUUACUCAGAGAAAUGGAAGACAUCAACAAAAAUCUGGAUGAAAAUCUCAAUAAGCACAAGGCUAUGGUCGAGGCCAAUUGGGAUGCCAAAUUACAGACCGCCAUUCAGGAGCAAUUGGCCCGCGCUCGGCUUGAAUGGCUGAGAGAGAAAACUUCGGGACAGGUUGACGACCUGGUACACGUGGAGAAGAGCCUAGGUGAGCUGCAGUGUUUGCGCGAAUCGAUGGAUGCUUUGCGCCACGAGCGAGACGUUUUGCAGAACGAGGUUAUGAAGCGCCAGCAGCAACUCAAACUGGAGAGACAUUUGCUUCGCGAGAAGUUUGAAGUCGAGAAGAAAAUGCUGAUCAAAUCGUGGCAGGAAAAAGUGACGGCUGCAUCCCUAACGGCUGCAGAUAAAUCAGAGACCCAACAAUCUGAACGGACGCUGAUCACAGCCACCGCAGAUGCCAUGGCAAGGCUAAGGCAGCAGUGUGAAGAAGAGAAGCUUUCCAUCAUCGCUGAAUACGAGAAACAGAUUCUGGAAUUGCAGUCCAACUCGUCGACACCCCUAACGUCGCAAAUGGCAUUGAGCACCCGUUCGGCUCAGGCGGCCCUGGAUUGGAAAUUGGACUUGUCCAAGAUCAAAAUGUGCCUUAAAAACAACCAACAGCGAAACGCCGCCGAUUUGCUGCCCAGCCUGGACAGUGCCAUCCAGAAGAUGGAAACAUUGUGGCUGCACGAUCAGAAAAUGAUUCAGGAUCAGGCCGACAAGUACAAACAUCUCAAGCGGCGGGUCCGCGACUACCAGAAAUACGUCAACGACAAAAUGGCCAAGCACAAAGUCGAGCGACAGCGUAGCGAAGAUUAUUGUCGGCUAGUGAUCUCAGAUUUGCUGGGCAGAGUCAAUUCGGAGCUCCAGUUGCUGGAUCAAGAUCGAGCCAACGUCAAUCGGGUCGCCACUGUAUCCGGCAAAGCCCAACAACUUCCCGUUGUUGCGAGGACUGCGACUGCGUCGUCCAGGGCACCAAUCGCCUCCACUCCAGUCAGUACCCAAGGCGGUGGUUUACAAGGACUACGUCACGUGCCAGGAUCGACUUUCGCACAAGGGAUCGACGAGUUACAGCAGCAAGUCAACCUUUAUGUUCGAGGACUGACCAAUUUCAACAGUGCUAACAAAUGAUUUACUAUCCUAAAUCGUAUAAACUAAACUUUCAUGCAUGUUCUUCCCAUCGUGAUCCUGACGACUGUACAUUGUUGAUAGCGAAAGAGAGAGAGAAAAGUCUUAUCCACAGUUGAGAAGUAAUACAUUGAUGAUCUUGUAAUAAUCGUAAUAAUAGUAAAUAAUCCCGCAUA